Molecule: messenger RNA, 807 nt
Organism: Cariama cristata (Red-legged seriema)
Lineage: Eukaryota; Metazoa; Chordata; Aves; Cariamiformes; Cariamidae
Gene: NSMCE4A
Product: non-SMC element 4 homolog A (S. cerevisiae)
Exons: 8
Biological process (GO): DNA repair
Cellular component (GO): Smc5-Smc6 complex; nucleus
Source: RefSeq, a predicted model, not a curated record
UUUUCCAUAACAGUUUCCUGUGCACGAGAGGCAGCGCUGGAUGCCCAAUUUCUUGUCUUAGCAUCAAAUCUAGGAAAGGAGAAAGCCAAUGAGCUGCACUCUGCGAUGACAACAUUUGAUUCACUAGCAUUUGCGGAAGAUUUGCUAACCUUCAUGGGUAUAAAUCGCAUAGAAGCAGAAGAAAAUGAUAGUGAUCCUGAGGGCAUUUCAGGUGGCUAUUUACCUAGCAAUGCCUGGCAUAAACUGGGAGAAGAAACAGAAAAGUACUUCAGAAGAGCACCUUCUUUUCACUAUAUGCUGGGAUCUUUCAAGUCUGAUCCUCCCGUACCAAGGCAACGGAUUGAGAGGCAGAAAAAGGCUACAGGAGGAGAAGAAAAACGGGCAAUGCCUGCUCAGUUAAAAAAAAUGGAGGAGUCUCAUCAGGAAGCUACAGAAAAAGAAGUAGAGAGGAUCUUGGGAUUAUUGCAAACUCAUUUUAAAAAUGAUCCUGAUACACCUAUUUCCUUCUUUGAUCUUGUGAUUGAUCCAAACUCUUUUGCACGCACUGUGGAAAAUAUCUUUCAUGUGUCCUUCAUUAUAAGGGAUGGUUUUGCAAGAUUAAAACUGGAUGACGAUAAAUUGCCAAUAAUAGAACCUUCAAAAGACAACGAGGGAAGGGAGGAUGACCAUAGUGCUGGAGCACGGAACCAGGUUGUCAUCUCUCUGAACCAUCAAGAAUGGAAGGAGAUCGUAGAAACAUAUGAAAUAACAGAACCCAUGAUUAGCCCUCUUUAUCGUAGAAAUGAAGAUGAAAUGGAGAUAGCUUAA